UGAAAUUCUCGCGUGGUGGCUGUCGAACGCGCACGCCUCAACAUGUCCGAAUCCCAAGUAUACUUCGAUUGGUUGGAUUAUUUGGUAUUCGGGGCAAUGUUGCUUCUUUCAGCCUUAAUCGGUGUCUACUUCGCAUUCUUUGCCACGAAGAAGCAGAACACAACAGCGGAAUAUCUGAUGGGAGGGAAAACCAUGGGAAUGUUCCCCAUCUCAAUGUCCUUGAUAGCCAGCUACGUUUCCGGAAUUUCAUUACUCGGUCUCCCGGCUGAAAUGUACACCUACGGUACCCAACUUUGGACUAUUGUUCUGUCAGAGUGGAUCGUAUCUCUGACCAUAGCGAUAGUCUAUCUGCCUGUUUUUUACAAUUUACAAAUUACGUCUACUUAUGAGUAUUUGCGGUUAAGGUUCAACCAGAACGUUCGUCUCUUGGGAUCUGUGAUAUUUAUUAUUAAAAUGUUAUUAUACAUACCGAUCGUUAUCUAUGUUCCAGCUUUAGCUUUUAGCCAAGUUACUGGGGUCAAUCUUCACAUGAUAACACCAAUUGUGUGCAUCGUCUGUAUUUUCUACACUACACUUGGUGGCUUGAAAGCUGUGGUAUGGACGGAUGCCUUACAAACAAUACUUAUGUAUUUUGGAGUAAUAUUUGUACUUGCUUAUGGUACUUGUCGUCUUGGAGGAAUAGGCGAAGUUUUAAGAAUAAACAAAGAAGGUGACAGGCUAGACUUCUUUAUAAUGGAUAUUGAUCCCACCAUUCGCCAUACAUUUUGGAGUACUGUAUUUGGCAACUACUUCAGCUGGCUAGCCUCGUGCUCCGUAAACCAAGCGAUGAUCCAGCGGUGUCUUGCCCUUUCAUCUCUCAAACGGGCUAGAAUAACAAUUUUCAUAAUGGCUGCCGGGAUUUUUAUCAUCGUAUCACUAUGUUGUUACACUGGGUUAGUGAUAUAUGCAACUUUUGCGAGCUGCGAUCCGCUCACCACAAAAGCAAUCAGAAAAAGCGACCAACUCUUGCCGUACUUCGUAAUGACUAUCACUGGAUCCAUUCCUGCAUUACCAGGCAUAUUCAUGAGUGGAGUCUUUAGCGCUGCUUUGAGUUCAAUGUCUACUGGCUUAAAUUCAUUGUGCGGUGUAAUAUUCGAGGAUCUGAUUAGACCAGCGUACAAUAAGCCUAUUUCAGAGAAGACCGCCAGUUUCAUCAUGAAAGUCAUUGUUGUAAUUACUGGUGCAAUUUGCGUCGCUCUUGUUUUUCUCGUGGAGCACAUGGGGGCCUUGAUACAGGCGGGUAAAAGCUUGGCUGGCAUCACUGCUGGCAGUCUUCUGGGAUUGUUUACAAUGGGACUUUUUAUGCCAUGGAUCAAUGCGACAGGAGCGUUGGUAGGCGGUAUAACUUCGACACUUCUAGUGGGCUGGAUCUCCUUGGGAACUCAGGCGGCCAUGUUGAGAGGAGAAAUCGUGGUGAUGCCGAAACCCGUCAGCGUCGCAGGAUGCGCGAACAACUUCACUCUCGCCACCACACCGACACCAGACGUCAUUGUAGAGUUUGACAGAUCUGGGACGUUUUUCCUGUACAGAGUGAGUUACUUGUAUUACACGCUCAUUGGUAUGUUGGUGUGCAUUAUGACUGGAUCAAUCAUAACUUAUUUUACACGCCCGAACGAACCUGCUAUGGUACACCGCGACCUGUUAACACCAGUGAUUCACCGCUGGCUCCCACCCCAAGACGUCCACUGCCGCCGACCAAGACUCACCCAGCAUGACAUCGAGCUCCAUGCAAGGGAAAUGGAACACUUGCGGGCCCGUUCUAUACAUCUAAAAGAAGACACUGGCCGCGAGACUGAAUAUGUUACUCAAAGGACGAACAAUUUUAGUUAGUAUUUAGUAACUUUAUUAAGUUUUGUUUA
Messenger RNA from Pararge aegeria (speckled wood butterfly), 1898 nucleotides. Its product is annotated as sodium-coupled monocarboxylate transporter 1-like. NCBI's taxonomy places the organism in Eukaryota, Metazoa, Arthropoda, Insecta, Lepidoptera, Nymphalidae. The transcript has 13 exons. Bases 43 to 1869 code for a protein of 608 amino acids. Gene Ontology annotation, cellular component: membrane. Gene Ontology annotation, molecular function: symporter activity. Gene Ontology annotation, biological process: sodium ion transport; transmembrane transport. The record is from RefSeq and is a predicted model, not a curated record.